This is a messenger RNA of Talaromyces amestolkiae, 3432 nucleotides long. RefSeq lists its product as uncharacterized. Gene Ontology annotation, molecular function: ATP hydrolysis activity; ATP binding; damaged DNA binding. The record is from RefSeq and is a predicted model, not a curated record. The transcript has 14 exons. Gene Ontology annotation, biological process: double-strand break repair via homologous recombination; chromosome organization. Gene Ontology annotation, cellular component: chromosome; Smc5-Smc6 complex; nucleus. Bases 1 to 3432 code for a protein of 1143 amino acids. Lineage: Eukaryota; Fungi; Ascomycota; Eurotiomycetes; Eurotiales; Trichocomaceae.
AUGGCACCUCACAAGCGUACACAGGCAGACUCCGAUGAGGACGAUGCGAGCAGUGGCAGUUCCAACGUGACUCCUAGUAAACGACGCCGUACCUCUAACGAUAGCAUCUCCAUCUCCGGUGGCAGCGACACAAGCGAAAGAAGCGAUCAGACCGACGCAAGAGGACGAGAAAAAUCCUACAUCCCCUGGCAAGCCCCCGAAGUCGACCAGGAAGACGAAGAUGCGCUAGAACAGCAGCAGACGCAGUAUAUACAUGAUAGAUACUACGGCGACGAACCGAAUAUACCCGCCGACCAUGGCAUUAUCGAGCGCGUAGAUUGUUUCAAUUUCAUGUGUCAUGAGCAUUUUUCCGUGGAUUUGGGACCUCUUAUUAAUUUCAUUGUUGGCAAAAACGGGAGUGGGAAGAGUGCGAUUUUGACUGCGCUUACUUUAUGUUUGGGUGCGAAAGCGUCUGUUACGAAUCGAGGGCAGAGUUUGAAGAGUUUCAUCAAGGAGGGGAAAGAGUCUGCGACUAUUAUCGUUCGCAUCAAAAAUCAAGGCGAUGGUGCUUACAUGCCUAACGAAUAUGGCAAAUCCAUCAUCGUGGAGCGUUCAUUCUCCAAGAGCGGAACGAGCGGUUUCAAAAUCAAGAGCGAGGCUGGCAAAAUCAUAUCAACGAAAAAGGGAGACCUCGAUGCUAUCACGGACUACUUCAAUCUACAAAUCGACAACCCCAUGAACGUUCUUUCGCAGGAUAUGGCUCGUCAAUUCUUGAGCUCUUCAAGCCCGGCUGAAAAGUACAAAUUCUUUGUCAAGGGUGUGCAGCUCGAACAGCUGGAUAACGACUAUCGCGUGAUUGAAGGAUAUAUAGACCAGAUGAAAGAAAGGCUGGAGGUCCAGAGAGAGGAUUUGAAAAUACUUCGAACGACCAAGGAAAAGGCGCAGCGCAGAUUAGAGCUUUCUGAUCAGCGAAAUACCCUCAGGCAACGGAUUCGAAACCUUAGAGCACAAAUGGCUUGGGCACAAGUCGAGAACCAGGAGAGGAUUAGGGACCGAAUUCAGGAGGAGAUUGCGAGACUUGACGGCGAGAUAGCCUCUGCAGAGUCCGUGACUGCUACCUUUGACAAAAAAUAUGAAGACGCCGAGCGUGAACUUGAGACUGCGACUGAACUGCUGAACAAUACAAAGGAAGCAUUAACUAAAGCUCAAGAGGAGGGUCAGGUAUUGAAAGAUGAUAACGCGAAGGAAAUGGCCGAGCAUCAUGAUAUCAAAGCCGAACAACGCAGGAUCAACGAAUCGAUCAAGAGUCUCAAUUUAGCGAUAGAGAGUCUCAAACAGGAUAUCGUCGAUGAGAAUAAACGACUUGCGGAUAUUGCCGGUGGUGACAUUGCUCGCAGACAAGAAGAAAUCGCGCAGCGAAGAGCUGAAGCCGAUGAAGCCGAAGAGAAAUUGAAUCAACAUCAAGGAGGCUUCAAAAGUCUUCAGGAUGCAGUCAAUGAUGCCGAGCAAAACGCCAAACAGGCCGCUAUACCCAUUCAGAGGCAAAAAAAAGAGAUUGACCAGGCGGAAACAAUGCUUAAAUCACUGUCUCGAGACCGCGGGCAGGCUCUUUCGGGGUUUUCUGAAAAAAUGCCGCAGCUUUUGAGUGCCAUUGCUCAUGAGAAGUCGUUUAAUCAGCGUCCAGUCGGGCCAGUGGGUAAUCAUGUCAGACUUAAAAAACCAGAGUGGUCUGCAGUUAUCGAGCAGUCCUUGAACAACACGCUCAACAGUUUCAUUGUCACAUCGAAAAAAGAUAUGAAUAUACUCAUGCAAAUUAUGCAAAGAGUCAACUGUGUUAUGCCUAUUCUGAUUGGAAGCAACGGUAACAUUGAUACAUCAGCAAACGAGCCUGAUAAGCGGUUUGAUACUAUAUUAAGCGUGCUAGAGAUUGACGAAGAUAUCGUUCGUCGGCAAUUGAUUAUCAACCAUGCCAUUGAGCAGAUAGUGUUGAUCGAGAACGUGGAAGAGGCGUCCAAAAUUCUUUUCGAGGGAGGCCGCGUGAGGAACGUCAGACGUUGCUUGUGUAUUGACGCAAGAGACCGACGACGAGGUGUGACUCUAUCAUAUGGUCGUACGGGCGAACCUAGUCAAGCUCCUAUCGCUCCUUAUGUCGGGCGGCCGCGUAUGAAAUCGGACAUUGACUCUCAAAUCAGAUUCCAACAAGACCACAUUCAAGCGCUCAAAAGCGAGUUGAACGAACUCCAAUCAAAACUUACAGCAUCCCAAGCCGAAUUGCAACGACACAAGGCGGCACUGACAGAGCACAAAAGAAAGGAGAAUGAGCUGAGAAUUGAACAACAACGGCUGUCAGAUGCAGCCGAUGCUCUUGAAGACGCCCUUGAAAAAGACCGGGUGGUUGACGGAAAAUUGGAGACGCUACAAAAGACUCUCAAAGAGAGAGAGGAAGAGCUUAAGCUGGCCGUCAAUUCGCAGGACGAUGCCAAGGCUGCGAUUGACACCAAUAGAGAGAAAAUGCUGAGGCAAAGAAAGGCAAUUUCCGCAAAGGAGGCUGAGAUUAAACCCCUCGAAGGAAAUGUACGCAUUGCCGAAAGUGAACGCCUCAAAGUCGACGAACACAGACGAGCUGUUUUGAAUGAGAAAAACCAAGCAUAUGAACGCGUCAAAGAUCUGCAACAGGAACUCGAGGCGAGAAUAGGGAACAGAGACGAGAUGAAUACUCGUGUCGCCAAUUACAUCGAGCAGGCCAGCAUUGUCUCUCCUCGGGUUCCAGUCGAUGAAGGGGAGACCGCUGAUAGUCUUGAUAAGAAGUUAGAUAAACUCUCUAGAGACUUGGAUCGUUAUGAUCAACAAAUGGGCGCUACACGAGAGGAGAUAGCGGUAGAAUUGCUCAAGGCAAGCAAAGCUGUCAAGGCCGCUGAAGUAAUGUUUCAGAGCACGGAAAGGCUCGAAAAGGAACUCAAACGAUCGAUCAACUACCGGCGUGAGCGAUGGAAGGUCUUUAGAGCUCAUAUCUCGUCUCGAGCUAAGGCUCAAUUCACAUAUUUACUCAGUGAACGAAGCUUCCGCGGUCGACUUCUCAUGGAUCAUGAGUCUAAGCUGUUAGACCUUCAGGUCGAACCCGAUAUUACCAGGAAUAACACAGGAGGCCGUGGCACAAAGACGUUGUCCGGUGGUGAAAAAUCUUUCUCGCAGAUUUGUUUGUUGUUAUCACUCUGGGAAGCUAUGGGAUCGCCUAUCCGCUGCCUUGACGAGUUCGAUGUCUAUAUGGAUCACAUCAACCGGAAAUCAUCUAUAGAUAUGCUGAUGCUGGCUGCAAGAAGAUCGAUUGGUCGUCAGUUUAUUCUCAUCACUCCUGGGUCACGAUCUGAUAUAAGUCUUGCUCCAGACGUUCGAGUCAAAGAACUGGCGGAGCCGGAGAGAGGGCAGAGCACGUUGACAUUUCGUGCGUCUUGA